Molecule: messenger RNA, 739 nt
Organism: Sander lucioperca (pikeperch)
Lineage: Eukaryota; Metazoa; Chordata; Actinopteri; Perciformes; Percidae
Gene: atox1
Product: antioxidant 1 copper chaperone
Exons: 4
Coding region: 160-366 (68 amino acids)
Biological process (GO): copper ion transport
Cellular component (GO): cytosol
Molecular function (GO): copper chaperone activity; metal ion binding
Source: RefSeq, a predicted model, not a curated record
UUUCAUACCGGAAAUCCUGUUGUUUUGUUGAUCAAAGCUAGCUUCACACAGCAAACGUUAGAGGAAAUUUCUUGAGCUGUUUACAGCACUUGCAACGUUUGCAAGUCAUUCAGAGGCAAAAGUCCACUGCUGGUCUGACAACCGGGUUACGCCAUAAACAUGACCAAGCACGAGUUUGAGGUGGCGAUGACGUGUGAGGGAUGCUCAGGAGCUGUUACCAGAGUCCUCAACAAGCUGGGAGAUGUGAAGUUUGAGAUCGACCUGCCUAAGAAACUGGUUUGGAUCGAGUCCGACAAGGACGUGGAAGUUCUCACGGAGACGCUGAAGAAAUGCGGGAAGGAGGUCAAGUACAACGGCACCAAAUGAAGGAAUCUGCUUCCCGUAGAACAGGAAAUCAUUGCUGCUGAUGCAAAGUGAAGAUUUAUGCUGAAAUUCAAGUUCUUUACCUGUCCUAAAAGGUCCUAAAUGACCCCCCGCAUCCCCUUGGAUGCAGUUCUUCUAAGUGUUGUGAUUUACCACAUUACUAUGAGUUUAACCCUUGUGUUGUCUUCGGGUCAAAUUUGACCCGUUGUCUAAAUGUCUAUAUCAGAAAUAUGGGUUUCUUUUUAACUACCUAGUUUGGAUUACCCUAAAAAAAUAACACAGAUGACUCCAUACAACGUGCUUCGCAAGACCAACAAAAUAUUGGAUCUCUACUUUUACUGAAUUUUGGGUUUUUUUGUUCAUUUUUUUUAACAUU